AUGGCACUUCAAUUGACUUUAUCAUGCGAUUCCGAUAAAAUAGAAACUGGUCCAACACUUAUUCAUUCGACUGGUGUUCAGGACUAUAAGAUCCCACCAGAAAUCAUUCGUAUUUUACAAGAAAGUCUGACAAAUGAUUUGCUAUCUGAUCAUGCAGAAGGUGUACUUUGCCAAGAGAGUUCCCAACGUGUUCUUGAUAUUCUCAGUCAAAAUGGAUUUACUCUACAAAAUGAAACAAAUGAGGGCGACAAAACUUUAUGGACAGUAGCAAAAGAGAGUGGUGACGAUAGUGAACAACCUGUUGUUCCUCAAGAUGCAGAUUCAACACCAAAUGAUGGCAAUCAAGCUGAUGCUGAUGCUGGAGAUAACGGCGGUGAUGAUGAACCGGGAAAUAAGGAGGAAGAAGGAGGAGCAGAAGAAGAAGAACAACAUCAACAAGAAGAAGAAGAACCGGAAGGUGAAGAAUGA
Molecule: messenger RNA, 468 nt
Organism: Rotaria socialis
Lineage: Eukaryota; Metazoa; Rotifera; Eurotatoria; Philodinida; Philodinidae
Source: the annotation of a GenBank genome assembly